UGUGGGUUCGAUUCCCUCAAUCGGCAGAUUUUUUGCGAGUGUCUGUGCGAGCCUAGCCCAGCCCUUUCAUGGUAGCAGAGCCGUUCCGAUCCACGGAUCCCCUAUCAAUUCUAUUAAAUUAUUCGAUUAAUUAAACGAUUUAAGCGAAAAAUUAAAAACUAUUAUUAAGCCGAUUUGCCGAACGUAUGACUUAACCGUUGUACGUACAGCCGACUCGAUAUGAGUAUGAGCCGAUUCUAUCAGUACGGGAUUUGGGCUCUAUCAGCUCGAGGGACCUCGCUUCGUAGCGGAGGGGGUGUCAGAGCGGCAUCCGCUCUCUAUAGGAUCGUUCGAUAGAAUAUUUCAUUAGAUUUGUAUGCUUUGCCGAUAGCCUAGUGGUGCCUCUCGGCCUUAGAGUAUGGAGGUUGUGGGUUCGAUUCCCUCAAUCGGCAGAUUUUUUGCAAGUGUCUGUGCGAGCCUAGCCCAGCCCUGGCCCCUUUCAGUAGUUUACAAGACACAAGUGACGGAGCCGGAUUCACGAUUUCGAUUUUGCGGAUUUCGCUCAGUGUGCGCAAUUACUCGUACAUACGUACACUAUAGUCACGGACCUAUGUGACAAUUUUUGAGGUACGAUGCGUGUUCGGCAUAAGUAUCCCCGGCCACAGGCCCACAGCGAUGGAGAGGUGUGGAUGUGCGAGACAGCAACGGCCUCCUGCAGCACGGCCUCAUAGUUAACAUCGUGGACAACGGGAUUAUUGUGGACUUUAACUGCACCGGGCGACGUUCGGAGAUGGUGGAAUUCGGGAAAGCGUUCCGGUGCGAAGGCUGCUAUUUCCAACCAUACAACUGGGACGACCCCAAUGCCGCGUUUUUCCGGAAUUCCAGCGGCGACACCCUGAACAAUAUCGAAGCACUAGUGCAGUUCACUCGUCAACAGCCAUGGACCUGGUAUCCGGCCAAAAUUCUUACCUUCCAUGUCUACUGGAAAGAGUUUGUAUUGGUGGAAGUUCAGGUGGGUAAUACGGCCUCCAGAGAAGUUAUGCCCAUCUGGCAAAUACGUGUGCGACCUUCCAAAGCAGACAUGCAGAAACGAGCCAUCGAAAAGGGCUUUAUUGUUAGUCGCACAUGCGACUUACCAAAGGAAUAUGGACAAGGCCUUAUUGAACAUGAACUAUGGAAACAGUGGAAGAAAACACUGGAGUAUAAUGGGCAGUCCAGCGUAUAUCUCGUGUGUCUUCUCGGACCCACGUUGGUGUAUCUGCAGUGCGCCAACGAAUCGCCCAUGCAUUCUGAUCAGCUGCAAUCGGCCUUAGCCAGAGCCAGCAAAGAACUCAGCGAGUCGAAACAAGAUCAGGUGCUGUCGAUUGCUCCGGUCGGUUAUGAUGAACAUGAUCAACUGCAGUUUUCCGAACUGUCAACUGAUAUCGUCACCGGCGUUUUCCAGCGGCUGGACACCAUUAACCGCGUGAAGUAUCGUCGCGUGUGCAAACAGUGGCACUCACUGCUGACUUCUAAUGACACGAUGGCGGAUAUCCAUGUUUCUUUUAUGCCCAAUUCAUACGCCGGCAAAGCGCACCACACAUUCGCGACCUGCGUGUUGAAGGGCAUAACGGCGAAAACACGGUGGAUUAUCAUUGCCGACACCAAACAUAACCGCCACACUGACCUCUUGGUGGAAUGCCUAUCGUGGAUUGGUAUCAUGUCCCUUUGGAUGAAAGCCAAGAAAUAUCGCAUCAUUAUUCACAAAUGCAAGUGGGAUAUUGAUUCUCUGCGGAGGGAUGUAGAGUUGUUGUGCCGUGCGUCGCGCUACAUUCCGUACCAGACGGCUUUGGUUUGGAAGGAUUGUGUCUACUCCAUGCCUGGCAAACUGCAGGAUGCAUCUUUGCCCAUUGCCAUCCGCCCCAUUAAAUUCCCGUCACGGAAUCUGGAGACCGAACUGUGCGAUCUGCUCGAAGAGAACCUGCCUGAACCAGCGCCGUUAUCCAUAUCGCAGUGGUUCGCCCAGCUCAUCGCAGCAGGAAAGGACGCUUUGGAAAAAAGCGAAGUUUCAUCGAUUUUUAGUUUCUAUCAAGCACUGGAUCCACGGACACCCCUUCAUAUGCGGGAUCGAUAUUUCGAUUGCUCUUCGGACCGGAGACUGCUUGAUGUGGAUCUAACUAAACUAUCCAAGUUGACUGUGUACGCCUUAACCCACUUGAUGCAAUCCAACCAAGAAGGAGCAGGACGCUAAUCUUGAAGCACACUGCAAUGCCGUUCACCGUCUUCUGAUGCAGUCCAUUCGUAUACCGCUAAUUAGCAUAAUACUUGCAUAAUUUCGAUUCUUUUACAUUUAUUUUACCAAGUAUUUCCAUAUUAGCUGUAUUAAGUAGUCUUCGUUUACUUAGUAUGCAGAAGAAGUAUCCCAUAGUUCUGCUAAAUUCCUGGCUUUUUUCCUCACUGAUUUUUUUUACAAUGAUACUAUUUGAAGACAUGUUGAAUAACACAUUAUGUCCUAUCAUGAAAUGAUCGUUUGGUAACUCGAUGAUCGAACAGGUACAGUCUGUA
Molecule: messenger RNA, 2523 nt
Organism: Paramacrobiotus metropolitanus
Lineage: Eukaryota; Metazoa; Tardigrada; Eutardigrada; Parachela; Macrobiotidae
Exons: 4
Coding region: 770-2209 (479 amino acids)
Molecular function (GO): protein binding
Source: RefSeq, a predicted model, not a curated record